Messenger RNA from Acanthosepion pharaonis, 516 nucleotides. The record is from the annotation of a GenBank genome assembly. Lineage: Eukaryota; Metazoa; Mollusca; Cephalopoda; Sepiida; Sepiidae.
AUGAUUUCUUUAAUUCUUUUCUUUUUACUUUUUCCUCUGCAAAACAAGGAUCACUUCCUAAGUGAAAUGCUUUUCCCCCUCUCCUUUUCUCAAUCUCUCUCUUCUUCUCCCUCUCUUUCUCUCUCAGCAAAAUUUUACGAUCAGAAACGGCGCCUUUUCCACCGCUUUGUCUUCCACUUUUUCUCAGUAAAAUUUGCUAAAAAACUUGCUCAGCCAAAAUUUGCUCAGCCAAAAUUUGCCCAGCAAAAAUUUGCCCAGCAAAAAUUUGCUAAACGAAAUGUCGCACAAAAAAAACAUUCUCUCUCUCUCUCUCUCUCUCUCUCUCUCUCUCUCUCUCUUCGUUCUCUUUUUUCUUCUUCCUUCAUUCGGAGAAAGGUUUCGUUUUUAUCUACUCUCUCUUUCUUAUUCUUUUGCAAGAAAAUGCAAAAAAAAAAUGGCUCUUUCUCUUUUAUCUAUCAUUUUCUUAUCAAAAAUUUACUAAAAGCAAACUCUCUCUCUCUCUCUCUCUCUCUCUAA